CGUAACCUUUAACCCCGGCACACAGCAACGCUCGGUUUCCUGGAAUCGGCUUGUCAGAUUGGGGCAUUUCUAAGUAAAACUAUUCAUAGGGGACAACGAACCUUGACAAGCUGGGCCAGGCAACUAGUUCCCAGAAGCGGAUGCAAACCUCCAGCACGUAGACUCGGAGAAAAUCCCGGCGUUUGUGGCAGAUUUUUGUGUGUUUUGGCGUCGGUAGACUGCCGGAGUGGUGCUCUUUUCCGCCGAAAGUGGCGUAGGUUACCGAGAGCAGGAAGUGGCGGGCGUCAUGGCACGGACUCAGCGGUAAAGCUGAGCGCUACCUUCGCGACCUUCUCGCUUGUGUGGGCGCGGGUGUAUGGAGGUGAUCGACCCCGCGCUGACGGCUGCAAGUAGGCAAAGGUUAUGGUCGAUUCCACCGUGUGCGAUCCCGGGACGAGCUACGAGGUUCAUCGGCGGAACGGUGCCCAGGACAGACCGGCCAAGAUGAGGUCUCGGCUGCCUCCCAACGCCAAGGCUCGCAGCACGGAGUUCGACCUUCAACGUAUCAUGAAGACAGUGAACUUGCUCGAGGCGAGCGGUUGGUACUGGGGAUCUCUACCGGGAGGGAAGGCUAAGGCGCUGCUUCGGCCCAAACAGGACGGGACGUUCCUCGUUCGGGACAGCGAGAACUCGGCUCAUCUCUUCAGCUUGAGCGUGAAGACUCCCCGGGGCCCGACCAGCGUCAGGAUACAGUACACCGAGGACGGCAAGUUCAGACUGGACUCGGACAAAAAGUCGGACACGCCGGAAUUCGACUGCGUGGUGAAACUUGUGAACUACUACAUGGCAGAGACGAUAGCGGGACGGGACAAACAUUUCUGGUUGGAGCCCAGUGGGAGAAGGGAGGUUCCGGUCAAACUUUGCCGCCCGUUGAAAGGACAGGUUCCCGCCUUGCAGCAUCUGUGCCGCACGGUGAUCCACAGACACAGGACCGACGGGGAGGUCGACAAACUUCCGCUGCCUGCCCCUCUACGGAAAUUCCUGCUGGACUAUCCGUACAAAGUAUGACCCAUUCCACAAGGUGAAAAAACUUGAACUUCGCAGUAAGACUAUUACUAUACAAACUCAGUGAACCACUGGACUUAUCAAAGUACGUUAUCACUGUAAAUAUUCAUGUGACUCUUAUAUAUAGCCAGUAAAAGUUGCAAAACUUAUACAAACUUCCGGUCACUGUCGAUCUAGUCCUGACCGGUUUAUCCAAAUGUGAGUAACUUGUGUACAUAAUGAGGAUACAAAAUCCGUGCCAGUUAUUUAUAUCAGAAAUUGACAUUUUUAUUUAUGGACAGUUGUCUGUUAUUAUACUGUGUCGGCAUAAUAAAUUUUGAAUGCACAGUCAGUCAGUAGUGCAGUGCAAGUUGUAGCCCAGCCUCUGUGCUUCAGAAGCGGAUGGAAAGAGUAGAAAUUGGCCAAAUAGACGGAUAUCAUGCAAGGGGAAUAAUUUGGUCCGCUAAAGGGGUACAGUCUAGUAGGGCCAUUUCUACUCUUGCCAGCCGCUUCUGAAGCCUGAGAGGGGCUAGUUGUAGCCACAUGUUUUUGUAAAGCCCGUAAAUUCCAACCAACAGGCAUUUCCUCUGUCGUCUGUUCUGUAGCUAGGAAACGUGGCGAGGGAACAAAAAGGCCAGUAUGUCCUCAGAGUUUAGACUAGGUCAGGCAUGAGUAUGCGCCGUCACAGUGGAACCCUCCCGUGCAGAGCAGGAUUUAGAGAUUACACCACAGCCAAUCUCUCUCACGAAAGGAUAGAAGACAAUAGUAGGAUGAGAUUAUGUUGCAUGUCUCGUUGUACGUCUACGAUAAUGUUCGUAUCUUGCCCCGACGUUAUAUGUAAACUGUAAAGCUCCACGGUGCACAUUUGCAUUUUGUUGCUAUUAAUAGAGUGUAUGUAUGCCACUUGAUAUUGUGACCAUAUUUGGCACGAAAUGUUGGGUUCGCGGAACAAAGAAGUUUCCCGUGUUGAGCACCUAGCUGAGGUGUUACCAAAUAAGGGGCGGGUCUGGUCUAGGGAUUGUUGCAAGGGAGGGGGUGGAAUGGGGGAGGGCAAAAGUCGAAAAAGGUUGCUCAAUCUUUAAAAUGCAAGGAAAUAUUGCACAGUUUGGCGUAAAAAACAAAAUUGUAUAAUGCCCUGCCACCUUAUAAUCCCACUCCCAAUACAGUAUCUCUACAGUACUCGGUAUUGGGAAAUCAUAUCAAAUUCAAUGUAUUUCUCCACCUUAGUUGCAAGCGAGUCGGAACUGUAUGAUUAAUUCAGAAUACGGCGAAUGUGGCGCUGAGUGUAUUAUGUAUGGCUGUUACCACGAAUCCAAUCUGUACUGUCGUCAGCUUCCAGGAACCAAUCCGCCAUUUUCCAAGUAUUCUUGGUAAGCGACGAAAAAGGGCCGUGCCCUGGAUACAUAAUAAAACAGUUCUUAUUAGAUUGUCAGAGA
Branchiostoma belcheri (Belcher's lancelet) is the source of this 2459-nucleotide messenger RNA. RefSeq names its product suppressor of cytokine signaling 3-like. The transcript has a single exon. Gene Ontology annotation, cellular component: phosphatidylinositol 3-kinase complex. Gene Ontology annotation, molecular function: 1-phosphatidylinositol-3-kinase regulator activity. Gene Ontology annotation, biological process: intracellular signal transduction; phosphatidylinositol phosphate biosynthetic process. The coding region runs from base 403 to 1047 and encodes 214 amino acids. The record is from RefSeq and is a predicted model, not a curated record. NCBI's taxonomy places the organism in Eukaryota, Metazoa, Chordata, Leptocardii, Amphioxiformes, Branchiostomatidae.